Cherax quadricarinatus is the source of this 2952-nucleotide messenger RNA. RefSeq names its product NADH-cytochrome b5 reductase 3. Gene Ontology annotation, molecular function: oxidoreductase activity; FAD binding. The record is from RefSeq and is a predicted model, not a curated record. Lineage: Eukaryota; Metazoa; Arthropoda; Malacostraca; Decapoda; Parastacidae.
AAAUAAGUGAGAGAGUGGCUGGUACAUGAGAGGGAAGUAGCGCAGCUGGUUGAGAGCAGCACAGUAGUGAUGGUUGAGAUACUUGACGUACAGGUUGUGGCGUAAUUGAGUUGGAAACCUUCUCUUUCUUAAGAUCUACGAAAUGGAUCAUGCCAAGGCCAUUCCCCUGGUGGUGGGGCUGGUGAUAGUGGUUGGCACAGCCAUUCUCACCAAGCUUUACCUUUCCAAGAAACGUGGGCCACCUCGCACCCUCCAGGAUCCUACUGUGAAGUACCCAUUAGAACUAAUUGAACGAGAAGAGGUCUCUCAUGACACAAGGCGUUUUAGAUUCAAAUUGCCAUCACCUGAUCAUGUUUUAGGCUUGCCUGUUGGUCAACACAUAUACCUCUCAGCUCGUGUUGAGGGCCAGUUGAUAGUGCGUCCCUACACACCUGUCUCCAGUGAUGAGGACAAAGGAUAUAUGGAUCUUGUUGUCAAGAUUUACUUCAAGAAUGUUCAUCCCAAAUUUCCUGAUGGAGGUAAAAUGAGCCAACACUUGGAGGCUAUGAAAAUAGGGGAGACCAUUGAUGUGCGAGGGCCAUCUGGCUUAUUAGAAUACAGAGGACGUGGAGUGUUUGCCAUUAAGCCAGACAAGAAGUCGCCAUCAAAUUUGGUUACAAGCAAAAAGAUCAACAUGAUUGCUGGUGGCACUGGGAUCACCCCCAUGCUCCAGCUGGUGCGUCAGGUGGCUCGUGAUGAGGAAGACAAAACGCAGCUGGCUCUCAUCUUUGCCAAUCAAACAGAGGCGGACAUAUUGCUCAGGCAUGAGCUGGAGGAUGUGUUAGCUCAGCAUUCAGACAAAUUCAAGCUCUGGUAUACUGUGGAUCGCCCAGAAGAAGCAUGGAAAUACAGCAGUGGGUUCGUAAGUUCCGAAAUGAUCUCGGAGCAUCUUUACCCGCCUGCAGAUGACACAAUUGUACUGAUGUGUGGGCCACCCCCCAUGAUCAACUUUGCCUGCAUCCCCAAUCUGGACAAACUGGGUUAUUCAUCCAACAUGAGGUUCUCUUUCUAGGGCUUAGACAAGAAGUACUAGGGCAUUAUAGGAAAUUUAGUGAUUUUGAAACAAAGUAAGGUACUGUAUAUUAAAAUUUAUCAAAAUAUGACUGUUGGUUACAUUGUGAUUUUCAGUAAAAAAAAAAAUAGUUGGUAUAAGCAGGUAUUUAAGAAUUAUAAUAGAUUUUAUAAAAGGUACUUAAAUUUUUUAAUACCUGCAUAGUUUACCCUUUAUUUUUGGAGAAAGAACUACUUUAUUGAUGUAGUAACAUAUAUAGAAUUCCUCCCCAGAUAUUACAGCAACUAUCUCCACACAGUCAGGUGUUAGAAAAUACACAAGUACUUGAAAUAUAUUUUGAAGAAUUCCUGGUUUGGCUGUCAUACAGGUAAGAAAGACAGUUUAUACAUUAAAAAUAAUGGUUUGAAAAUUAAUAAAACUGUGUGAUUGUUUAAGGAAAUUACCUGUAAUAAAAAUAUUUAAGGAGCAUAUGGAAAUGUGUCUAGGUAGCUAACUAGAUAGGAAAAGUUACAUGAUUAGAAGGACGUAAAGACCGAGAAAUUGAGAUACAUUGCAAGCAGUGCUUCAGUGUGAGUGCAGCCCAAGAAAAAUCUUCAGUUUAGGUGCUUUCAUCACAACAUGGUCAGCUGUCCUACUGCCUAAUUAAUAAUUUGAAAUUUGUGAUUAUGGAAGUGCACUAAUUGAAGUUAUUCUUACAUUAUAUUCUGUGGAAUGUUUUACAUGAUUGUUAUGCACUAAAAUGCUCCGUAGUUAGUUGAAUACGUACAUCAAAAAUAUUUUCUAUGCUGUACUAAAAUUUUUUGGAUUGACAGUGUUCAAGCCAUUUUGUUUCCACUGUUCACAGUAUGGGGUGAAAAAUAACUACAGGAACAUUUAUUGUAUUAUGUCUUAAAAUCUUAAUGUGUACAAGUUGUGCAAAUUAUUUUAAUCAUAUAAUUUAUAUUAGAUGUAAUUAUUUGUAUUCUUUAGGGAAAUGAACAUUAUUGCACUCAUUUAGUACACCUUUAUUGAAGAUGUUUCCAUCUUUAGCCCUUGAUCACUUCAAAAACAUGCAUGCAUUUGAAGUGAUUCAUGUGUAUUUGGUCACUCCAUAUGUACAUACGUACGUAUUUGAAGUGAUCAGGGUCUAAAGACCAAAACAUCUUCAAUAAAAAUGUUUUAGGUGAAUGCAUUUGUGUUCAUUUCCCUAAAGAAUACAAAUAAUUGUCUAAUAUAAACUAUUUUAUGAAGAGAAUUCAGGGAAACUGGUUAGCCAAACUGAGUCCUGGAAGUGGGAAGUACAAUACCUACACUUUCAAGGAAUGGUUUAGGAUAUUUGCUGUUUGGAGUGACAUCUGAACUAUCAUAUCUGAGUGGCACUGCAUAGACAGUGAUUAUGCGAAUGAUGGCAAAAGUUUAUUGGGUCAUGCUGCCUCGAUGUGAGAUGGCCAGCAUGUGAAAAAAAACUAUAUGAUCUAAAAUAAUUUGCAUAAUUUGUUCAGAAUUUGUACAUGUUACGAUCGUAUGAUGUAACACAAUAAUUCUUCCUGUAGUUAUUUUAUAAUCUCUAAAACUUUAAAUGAUUCAUUAUAUAUUUUACUUUUCUCUAGCAUAUUUUCAAAUUAUAUUCUUGCUAAUUAAAAUACAUAAUUGGUUUGUUAAAAUAUAUAGUUUGAUUUUAGUUUUUGUCUUAGUACAUGUGUAUUAGAUUAUGGUGUACUUUUCUGUCUAAUAAUACAGUAAUAUUCUACAUAUAAAAUAGGUUGGAGUGUAUUGAAAGCUUUAUUAAAUCUUAGAUACUCAUGUCAAAGGCAGUGCUUGAAACAUAAUUAUAAAAUCUUGAUAAUUUACAGGAUACUAUUUAAGUUAUGUAUUUGCUUUAGGAAAAUAAAAAAUAUACAGUAGAAAACUAAGUUGUGUGA